AAUAAAAACUAACGAGCCAAACUAACUUUUACUUGUAACUGUAAUAGAUGGAUUCAGUGUGUCGAGUAAUAAUGAACGAUUGCUAAUGUGGAAUAGUACAUGCUGUCAAAAUGGCGACGACCUUGGUAAAGCUAGCCAGCAAGCUAGCAGUUGGUGCUGGUGCCGUGUAUGUGACCAUUGACCAGGGUGUGUGGAGCAACAGCAGCAAUGGCAGUCAGGCCCUGGAGAAGGUGAAGGGAUCUGUCCUGCCUGCUGCCAGUGAUUAUGCUAAACAGAUUCCAUCUUUAGAUGAUGUCAACAAUACAGUGUUAAGUGGCUGGAACUCAGGGGUGAAGACUGUGUUCCACUACGCGUCAUCAGCACCGGAUACAGCAGGGGAGUACAGCAAGAAGGCUGUGUCGUCGUCCCUCAACUUUGUGCGUGGAAACUGAUGAGGACUUGUUGUGUGUGGCAGAUAGCUGAAUGACUGGGAUUAGAUGCAUGUAUAAACAAAGGACAUUGAUCAGUGUAUAUAGCAGAGUGUAAUCCUUUAAACCAACGCUAAACUGUUUGGUUUGAGCUCAUUUCCUGAACUGUAAAGUGAAGCCUUGGACAGUUCUACAUACCAUCAUAUUCUAAA
Messenger RNA from Haliotis rubra (blacklip abalone), 619 nucleotides. Its product is annotated as MICOS complex subunit MIC13-like. Gene Ontology annotation, biological process: cristae formation. The transcript is spliced from 4 exons. The record is from RefSeq and is a predicted model, not a curated record. NCBI's taxonomy places the organism in Eukaryota, Metazoa, Mollusca, Gastropoda, Lepetellida, Haliotidae. Bases 111 to 431 code for a protein of 106 amino acids. Gene Ontology annotation, cellular component: mitochondrial crista junction; MICOS complex.